Dendroctonus ponderosae (mountain pine beetle) is the source of this 3964-nucleotide messenger RNA. It is a transcript of the gene RapGAP1, whose product is annotated as rap1 GTPase-activating protein 1. Gene Ontology annotation, molecular function: GTPase activator activity. NCBI's taxonomy places the organism in Eukaryota, Metazoa, Arthropoda, Insecta, Coleoptera, Curculionidae. Gene Ontology annotation, biological process: activation of GTPase activity; regulation of small GTPase mediated signal transduction. Gene Ontology annotation, cellular component: cytoplasm. The record is from RefSeq and is a predicted model, not a curated record.
UGAGCAGAGCUCGCAGUCGAUUGGCUGCGAUCGUGGGCGGUUGUUCAUUUGUUUGAAAAUCGACCGGUAUUUCGAGCUUCGCUCGUCCGCAAUGUUUUGAUUUUUUUUCCAAGAUAUCCCGGUGAUUUUUUGAUUAAUUGUUUGUUGGCGUGCACAUCGGAAACCUUUCGACUUGUCUGGCCAGUCGGUUUCAAUUAGCCUAAAACGCAUUUAGGUCGUACGGGGGAAUUUUUUUGAAAUUGUGUCAUGUGAUUUGUUUUUUCUUUUCCGUUUUUUGGUGGAUUAGCUGAGGAUUAAUCUUUGUUGACACCAUGCUAAAGAUACAAAUGUUGGAGCAGUUGGUGACCAACGAGAAUACUGGCCCCCUAUCCAACGACAACUAACCACGGGCUGUAUUCCCAAAGAAAGCCUUUCCCCACACCAAGACUCCAAAGAUGAUUUGCGGCUCGUCCACAACAACAAUAUCAAGUUCUCGCCAGCGGGUUCUCCCCAUCUUUUGGGGGGCACUACGCCGCCCCUUUCGCCACAACAGCCUCCCCAAGCGAGGAGGAUUCUGCAGGAGGCUUUGGCUAGACCGGGACCCUAUGCUAUGAUUCCUGGACCACCCAAAGGGUACUGGGUGGAUGGAACUGACCAUGACGAGCAAUGCGAUAUACGGGGAGUGCCCAUCAUUCCCCAUCAGACGUGGAGAGCUAAAAUCGAAACUGACGACACAGCCAAGUGCUACAGGCGAUUUUUCGUCGGAAGGGAACACUCCAACCUGAUCGGUACCGACGAGAAUCUUGGUCCAGUUCUGCUCUCUAUCAAAACUGAGACUAUGGCUCAGCAGGAACACACGAGGGUACUUUUGAGGCUGAGAACGGCUACCAAACACGAAAUUGUUCCUUCUGCUUAUUUGGGGCCGAAUCCCAGUCCUUCGCGGAUGGCUAAACUACUCAACGAAGAAGUAAACGUGGAUAACUUCCAACCAGUAUUACACCCGAAAUCUUCGCAAUUGAUUGCAAACUAUGACGAGCAUGUGCUGGUGACCACAUUCAAGUUCGGAGUGCUUUAUCAACAAUUUGGACAAACUACCGAGGAGGAGAUUUUCUGCAAUAGCGUGACCAGUCCGGCUUUCGACGACUUCUUGAGCUUGCUGGGUCAAAGAAUCCAGCUUAAAGACCAUAAAGGAUACCGCGGUGGAUUAGAUAUCCAGAAUGGGCAUACUGGAGAUACUGCUGUGUAUGAGAUCUUCAAGGAGCGGGAGGUCAUGUUCCAUGUGUCCACCCUGCUACCGUACACUGACAAUGAUCCUCAGCAACUCCAAAGAAAACGACACAUCGGCAACGAUAUCGUCGCCAUAGUCUUUCAAGAGGAAAAUACUCCCUUCUGUCCCGAUAUGAUUGCGUCUCACUUUCUACACGCUUUUAUAGUCGUACAGGUUCUGGAUCCGAAUACUCCAAACACAAGGUACAAAGUAAGUGUGACCGCAAGGGACGACGUACCAUUCUUCGGGCCCACUUUGCCAACACCGGCAAUUUUCAAGCAUGGGCCAGAAUUCAAGGAGUUUCUAUUGACCAAGUUGAUCAAUGCUGAGAAUGCAUGUUACAAAGCGGAAAAGUUCUCCAAACUUGAGCUUCGAACAAGAACGGCUUUACUGCAGUCGCUAAUAGACGAUUUAAAGGAGAAAACUGCAGAUUUUCUGGGCGGUAUUCCAUCGACAGCGCCUGGCACUCCCAAGGGCGAAUCCGGCCCUGGAGCCCGUUUCAUAGACACGGUGAAGAAGGCUUGGAGCGCAGCCAAAGUGAAAACUAGCCAAAGUGAUAAUAAUCUGGGACCCGGAAGCCAUCAUCACCACGAUAAGCUCGGCAAGAAGACCAGCCAGCCUCCGAUAUCAGAAUUAACUCCCUCGAGCGGACGAUCGAUAUCAAAAUCCUCAAUCGUGUCGAACUCAAAGAAAUCAGGCGGAUCAGGCAGCACGGGUAGCGGACGCUCUUCAACAGCUUCUUCACCAGACCUGACCGCACACGCUUCUUCAAAUGCACGACCUGCUCUAAGCGAAGCAAGCGACGACUCAUCAUUGACAUCAGAAGACUUGGAACACUUGGCAGGAGGGUAUGUUGAUAGUGAUACAGGGUUGGAAUCGAUGUCUUCGGCCGAAACGGCAGCAAAAGCUUGCAGCCUGUGCCAAGAUCGUCCUGAUAGUGGCACAUCUGGAGGCCAAGGUGUUUCUCAACAAGACGCCCUCGCCCAAGAAGUCACCAGGCUGAAGUGCGAUAAGCUCGAUUUACUUCGACAGAAUGUGAGUUGUCAACGAGAUAUUAAGAGGUUACGCGAGAAGGAACUAGUCCUACAAGGAGAACUAGCUCAGGCGCAUAAGGAAAUUAUGCGGCUCAGGGAACUGUUGAAGGAUUAGGCUUCUUCAUUGUUGAUUGGUAGUUGUAGGAAAUAAACGCGGGUUCACUAGGGAUAAAAUUGCCCGCUUCAAAACCCGCUGAAGGGCUUUAAAAGUGAAACUGACUGUGGGCAAUCUUGACCCAAGAUUGAGAGUAACCGAUUUCGUUUGAUUUGUGUUUGUGAGUUUAAGGGCUAGAUCGCAAAGAUUUAGCCUUGAUAUUACCUGAUUUCAGUUAUUACAAACUAAGUAAGUUUUGUAUGUUUGUUUAUAAGUUUCGUUUAAUUCGUAGUGAAACCAGACUUUACCGAUUUUCUGUUUGCACAAAACCGUUAUACUUUUGGCGUUAUUUCGUAAAUAUACGAUAAAAAUACUAUAACUUAUAUGAUAUGGUAGACCUACAAAUGACACUACUAAAAAUAUUUCACGUACCUAGUAGGUAAAUGUCUCGCACCGCUAACUUUUUUGAAAAGCUUUAUUACAUCACAAUCCCAGUUCCGUAUUUUGUUUUGUGAUAUUUUUUCCUUAAAGCCUUAGAUUUUCUUUUGCGUAAUUUAGUUUUAGGUAUUUAUUAAUAUUUUUCUGUGUAUCUUGUUGUCUAUUUGCUGUUCGGUGAUUAGAGACAAUCACUACAUUAUUUCGCAUUCAUAGUUUUCAAUGUUCAGACUAGAGCAAACACUUUUAAACAUGUUAUAAAAGUCGGAGACAAGAUACACCAUAAAAUAUUCUGUACAUAAAAACUAUUACCAAUACCUUAUUUAUACCAAAGUAACAUUCCCCAAAAAUGAUUUUUUUUUCAGAAAAAUUUAUAUUAUUUACUAAGUGUACAUAACAACAAAGUAUUUAUUAGUUAAUAAUUAAGUUACUUUCGCUUGUAAGUAAAGUAUUUGUGCAUAUGUUAAGAAGUUUCAUAGUUUUCAUUUUGUUCAUAGACACCUACUUAUCUAUUUAAGUUUUCUUUUUUUGUACAAUUUGCAAUAUGUAUUACUGAUAGGAUUAGAAGCGUUUUACUUUCGCGUAUAGGCUGGUUCAAUAUUUGUUGCAUCGUACAACUGCGAUCGAACCAUCGUUAUAAAAUUAAUCAUUUGUAUAUACCGAUUUAUUUCCUCGAGUUUUCUUAUGCUUUAGUCUAAAGAUACGUUUACUUUUAGGACACAAAUAAUGAACUAACUAAAGGCCUUUCUAUGUGUAAGAAGUAGUGAAAAUUCUAUUCUGUUAAAAUCUCAAAUAUUUAUAGAAAUAAUAUUAUAUGAUCAACGUGUAGAAGUAGUGAACUUCGUAUCAAAAGUGUAUCAACAAUUAUGUUUCCUUCAAAUUUUACUGUUUGAUUGUGUCUGCGCUGCCACCUUCCACCUUGUGAUUAGUUAAUCGGGAUUCUGACUCCAGUUUGCGAGUUAUGUAGCUUCUAAGUUUGUUUUUCAAAAAUAGAAAACGUAUCUAUAACGCAUUAAACUGGUACCUAUCUAUAGCUAAAUCCUACUAUGUAUGGAUUGAAUGCUUGACCUUUUUAUAACUUGUAUUUUUGUCAGACUUUUCACUUUGUUUUGACAAUUUACUACUGCAAAAUCUAAUAAAAUAUCUUAAUGUGAA